AUGACGUGCGAUACAGAUAAACUAAAGAAUAGUGAGACCUCGGUUGUAAAAGAUAAGAGAACCAUCAUGCGCACCAUGGAUAAAAAUGUUUCAUAUUAUCAAAUUGAACUUCUUGACAAUGACAUGUCUUGCUUUUUUUCCCUUUUUUUUCUCGUAGCUAUCAUAUCGACUUGUAAUCAACUUAUUUGGCUCCACAAUCACUUAAACAUUGGAAUACGUUUACCCUCAAUGCCAGGUAUUCGCGUAAUUGUUUUCCGGGAAAGUCUUUACAUUGCAUACAUCCGCUCAUCAGACAAUACAUUAAAAAAUUAAAUAUUUUUAACAAGAUCGUGCGCCAAUCCCUC
Messenger RNA from Mucor mucedo, 344 nucleotides. RefSeq lists its product as uncharacterized. The coding region runs from base 1 to 312 and encodes 103 amino acids. The record is from RefSeq and is a predicted model, not a curated record. NCBI's taxonomy places the organism in Eukaryota, Fungi, Mucoromycota, Mucoromycetes, Mucorales, Mucoraceae. The transcript has 3 exons.